UUUCGGUCGUAUUGGUCGACUUGUUCUUCGGAGUUCGCUGAACAAUCCGAAUAUUCAAGUUGUGGCUUUAAAUGAUCCUUUCUUGGACCUCCAGUAUAUGAUUUAUCUUUUCAAAUAUGACUCGACUCACGGACGCUUUAAGGGACGCGUUGAGGCCAAGGACGGUAAAAUGGUUGUGAAUGAUCAUGAAAUAACCGUUUUUGCAGAAAGAAAUCCUGCAGACAUCAAGUGGGGUGAGGUUG
Messenger RNA from Acaulospora colombiana, 242 nucleotides. NCBI's taxonomy places the organism in Eukaryota, Fungi, Glomeromycota, Glomeromycetes, Diversisporales, Acaulosporaceae. The record is from the annotation of a GenBank genome assembly.